CAGUGUUUGCGUGGAGUGAAGUUACGGAGCCGGUGUUUAUCGGGUGACUUUCAUUCAUCGAGGCAGUCACGAAUAAACUGCGGCUGCAGCCGGAACGCGUGUUAAACACCUAUUGUUUCCUUAGUCGUUCUGUGCAGAUACGAAUGUAAAAACACAUCAGAAUGUGCGCAGUGAAGAGAACCAGCAUUUUCGAGCGAUACAAUUGAACUCUGAAUUCCAAAACAGCACAAUUAGCGCAGCUAAACAGUUUCGUUGGUUUUACGGGAAAAAUGUUUCGAUUGCUUCCUCGUGGAAGAAUUUCGUUCCGUUCGCUAUUUUGUUCCACGAGAGUGUGCAGCUUGAUGAACUUUCAUUUCUUCAACGGACGAUUAAGAAUCAAGUUGAUUAACGAUCUUUAAUUAUAACUUUACCGCCGGCAUCUAGACGGAAAGAAAGAAAACGGAGACGCUGCUCCCUUGUGAUUUCCGAAAGACGUCUCCGACAUUGAAGGACGGCAGCAGUUAGCGAAGAUGUUGCGCGCGGAGGCGGACAAAGGUUGGGCCUGGAUGAUCGUCCUCGCCGUGACCAUCAUCAACAUGUCGACAUUACCAAUACAGCAAUGUUUCGGUCUCAUCUUCACGGAACGUUUCCUUUCGCUCGGUAUUGCUGCCACACAAACAUCGUUAAUCCUUCAUUUAAAUGGGACAAUCACGUGCAGCCUAGGUUUGAUAAGCGGGCCAAUGAUGAGAAGAUUCACGUUUCGAAAGGUCGCCUUCGUCGGCAGUUUGACGAUCGCGGCUGGCAUCUGUAUGACAGCGUUCGCCGUUUCUGUUCCUUCCAUUAUCAUGACUUACUGUAUUGUCGUGGGUGUCGGUUACGGAAUCAUGUUUCCAGCGACCACUUUAGCAAUGAACACGUAUUUCCGGAAGAAACGAAACAUGGCGAUGGGAUGCUCGGUGACCCUCACCGGUCUUGGUCCCAUCUUAAUGCCCCUUUUGAUCACGAAGUUGCUGGAGAAUUAUGCCACCACCGGGACGCUCAUAAUCAUAUCCGGUAUUGCGAUGCAUGCGUUAAUUGGAGCAUCGUUGUUGAAACCAUUUAAAGAAACGGAAAUGUCAUGUAUUGCGAAGGACAAUGACAUCAUGGAAUCUUCCGUAGAAUGCAACGACACUGGCAUUAUGAAAGGGUCUGAAGAAUUAAAUCUCGGGGACAAGACUGACGAUAACGAUGUCGAGAGCAAACGUCAACUUUUGUGUAAAGUCCAGAAUUCUGAAACGAAAACGCCGAAGGAACUGUCCACGUCAGAUUCUACUACCGUGGACAAAACGGGAAAGAAAAAGAAGUUCCUGUCAACACUUUCCGAGCAUUUGGAUCUCGAUAUGUUGAAGGAUAGUCGCUACGUUGCAGUCAUAUUGGGAAUGGGAAUAUCCCUGGUCGCCGAAACAAACUUCAACGCAUUAAUACCAUUCAUCCUCGCUGAACUAUCGGGACUCCAAAGGUCCUCGAUCGCAACGGUGAUGUCGAUUCAGGCUGCUUCAGAUAUUAUGGGACGUCUUUGUGUUCCACUGUUGGCACAAAAGGCUGGUUGGACGUCAAGGAAUCUUUAUGUCUUGUCCUUGAUAGGGUCCACUAUUGGAAGGACUAUAUUAUCGAUUUGGGGAAGCAGUUACACUGUCGUCAUUUGUGUUGCGCUGAUCAUUGGCGUUGCAAAAGGGACGAAAGCUGUUUUCCAGGCAUUGAUAAUCCCUGACUACGUUCCACUUAAAAGACUGGCGGGUGCCUCAGGCAUGCAAAUGGUUUGCAAUGGCAUAUUGUCAAUUGCUGUAGGCCCAAUCAUAGGUGUGGUCCACGAUACAACAAACAGUUACAUAGCCGCUCUUCAUUUCACCUCGUUUUUAAGUCUUUCUUGUGUCCUGUUGUGGUACGCAGGAGGACUCUGGAGGUUAAAGAACGACACAGUGGAUCAUCCUGAAAAAGACACAGUGAAACAAUUGCCGGAAGAAGCGUACGAAUCUAGCACAUCUGUUCACAAGGAUUCAAAGGAACCAAAGAAAUUAAAAUGAUAUAAAUAAUGUAAGAAUAUAACACUCUACUUUACUGCAUUAUAACUGGGUUAAAAACAGCUUUUAGCUGCACCUUGACUUUUGAACUAACAACGUAAAUUCAUUUCAGUUCUAGUUCUUGAUUCUCUGGUUUGACUGUACAUCGUUUUGAAUAAUAAAGAUAUGUACAUAACAAUAAUAAUUUAUCAGUCUAAUACUGUAUGGUAUAUUUUUAUUUAUCAUAAUAUUUUCUUUUAUUUCAUCUGGUAUUUGUAAAGAUUAAUACAGUCAUUGGAUAAUAUUCUACGAGUUCACAGUUAUGCACUUAACUCAUCUGCACAUAUUUAAUUAACUAUGCAUUUAAUUCGUUUUUUUUUCGUUGAAUUCGUUUAUUCAUGUUUGUGUUUUCUUUGAAUCUUCUACCAAAUAGGAUGUUAUUUGAUAUAAAUGUUCAUUAUUUUUUUAUAUACCAAUACACAGGUUGUCCCAACUAAACGAAAGCUUUGAAACAUUCCUUCGGAGACGUCGCUUUGUGUAUUUAUAAUUUAAAUAAUAAGUUUACAUACGUAAAUAAUAAUAAGUUAAUUUGUUACUUUGACAAAUUUUUCAAACGAUCGCUAAAAUUUGUUGUGUUUCCAUUAUUUCAUGUAGCAUUAUUUUUCUGGGUGUUUUAAUAGUUUUAUCGUAUCUUAUUAUAUUCCGACGUAUCUGUUUUAAUUGUCCGAAAUUUACUGUUAUA
Nomia melanderi (Alkali bee) is the source of this 2760-nucleotide messenger RNA. RefSeq names its product monocarboxylate transporter 9-like. Gene Ontology annotation, molecular function: monocarboxylic acid transmembrane transporter activity. Gene Ontology annotation, biological process: transmembrane transport; monocarboxylic acid transport. The record is from RefSeq and is a predicted model, not a curated record. NCBI's taxonomy places the organism in Eukaryota, Metazoa, Arthropoda, Insecta, Hymenoptera, Halictidae.